UUAUUUAAUAAUAAUCCUCCACCUCCUUUUAAUCACACACAAUAUAUUCCCAAACUGAUUUCAAAUUUCCAAAAAAAGUGAAAAGAUCUCAUAAAAAGCAUAAGAUCAAAUUCUGAUCUCGAGCUGAAAGUGUGGCGAGGAGCUCAUGUCUCGCUGUUCCCUGCUACACACAAACCUUCACAUAUAUGCACACACAGCAGUCUCUCAACGCGCUGUAGCUGUGUGGCUCGGCAGCAGCAGCAGACAAACAGAGGGGGGCGAAGGACGGCGCAAGUUAGCACACAGAGAGACAGGCGCUCUCAUCAGUGACGGGCUCACCGGCUGCGUGGACAGAGCUGUGGCGCAGGAGCAGGAGGAGGAGGAGGAGGAGGAGAAGAGGUGCAACGGGAGGACAAGCUGCCUGAAAACCGGAGCAAAACGGGAGGGACUGCGAGAGAGAAAGAGGGGGGAAAAAUGGAGAGAGAUCGCUGAGGGGAGAGAAGUCAUUCGGAGCAGUGAGGGGGAGCAAGCUGGAUGAAGCUGACAAGGACGUAGAGGGAAGAAAGCACACAGAGAAGCCUUCCCCGACGGGGGAGAGAAGCAAGGGAGUGUGUGCACAAAGUGGAAAAGAAGAAGAAGAAGAGGAGGAGGAGGAGGAGAGGGAACUGACAGGAGGUCGAGUUUACGGGGCUUGACUGACACGAAAGCGAAGAGGAGGAGGAGGAGCAUGAGGGCAAGUUGAUGGAUUUGAUUUGGAGAGAGUAUUUUUAGAAGGAGGAGCGGAGACAUGAGAGGAAUAUUGAGAUUAGAAAUGCUGUCUUUGAGUAGAAGAGAAAAAACUAGGGGGGAAGAAGAAGAAGAAGAAGAGAGAAUAACAGCAGACAGAGAAAGGGGGGAGAGAUGUUGAGAUCAGAGUGUGACAGAACAGAUUAUCUCUGGUCUGGUUUCCCGCAGGAAACCGCUGUGAGUGUAUGUCCGUGUAUGCGCAUGAGUGCCUCCAUCUCCAUGUGAAAGUGUGUGUAGCAUGUUUCUUACUGUGGCCGUGGUACUGAGAAGCAGGUCUGCUACUAGAUGAAGCUCCCCCGUGGUUACCCACAGGACCUAAUAACACUGGUUAAAGCCAAAUGGGGGGAGAGCCAAGAAGCAGACCAGUGACAUCACGUGGAAGUCAAGGCAUUCAAAGUGAGACUGCAAAGUGGGACAAAAAACAAAUGAGCAUGGGAGACUUUUGUGAAUUCAAUUAAGGCUCAUACUUGAUAGUGACAAGGAACUGAUUGCAGCCUCUGGCUGCCAAAUGCUUCUGCAAGACAGUGAUGCCAAAAAACACACACAUGUAAGUCAGAAGAAGAGAAACCACAGCGCUGGAACAAGGCAAGCUCUUCUCUGACAGACUGCACCACACCAACCAAUUCCUUCCGCUGUCCUCUCAUUAUUUUAAUUACCUUCCCUUCUUUCAUUUAUUUUUUUUUCUUCUCUGCUUACCCUUUGGUAUUUUGUAUUCUAUCCUCCUCUCUCCCUAUCUCCUCCCCUCCCUCUUCCACUUGCCUUUGCUCUCUCUGUCUCAUCCUCUCUUGUUCACUGUCACACUAACUGCGGUGGAUGCUGGAGUCACUCAUGUAGAAGCCACCUUGCUUGGAGCACAUUUGCCUAGCUGAUUUUUUUUUUUUUCCUCUGCUGAGUUGGAUGAUUGGAGCCCUCUCAGACUGAGAGACCAGGACAGAUGACCAACAAGUAGCUGCUGCUGAGUUCAUAAGAGCUUCUGCACCACCGGGAGAAGACGACUUAAAGACAUACAGAUUUUCUGUAAGUGUACUCUCAUUACUUCCAUUACUUGCAGGCGGUAUAUUUACAGUUGGGACUGGAUGGGUCAUUAGUAUUCGUGAGACCAAACACAUAUCUAGGUGUGGAUUACAGUAGUGGAUUUAUCCUGGAGCUACAUGUGGGCCCCAGCCCCUGAGGCCUGGCUGGGAAAUGAAGCCUUUCCCGUGGCUGUAGGAGCGCUGUGGGCAGCCAUGGCCCUGGAGGGGCGCUGUCUCCGGCGGGGAUCCCCAGUCAUGAUCAGAAAGGGUCGUCAGCGGCGUCCUAUAAAGCCAACUCUGGCUCAGGUCACUUCCACUCUGCUGUCAAGGACACGCCUGCACGGCCUGAGGCAUGUUUGCGUCCCUGGUGGCUCCGUGGGCCGCAGGGCCUUCUGGCUGCUGGCCCUCUGCACUUCCCUGGGGCUGCUUUUAUCCUGGUCCUCCAACCGCCUUCUCCACUGGCUUUCCUUCCCCACACACACCCGUGUCCACACUGAGUGGGCCAAAGAACUUGCUUUCCCUGUAGUCACUAUCUGCAACAACAACCCUAUCCGCCUCUACAAACUCACCAAGAGCGACCUGUAUUUCGCGGGCCACUGGCUGGGCCUGCUGCUGGCUAACCGGACAGUGAGGCCCAUGGUUCUGGACUUGCUUCAGGAGGACCGUCGGGCCUGGUUCAGGAAGCUGUCGGACUUCAGGCUGUUUCUGCCACCAAGAAACUUUGAGGGAACCAACCUGGAGUUUAUGGACAGACUGAGCCACCAACUGGAUGACAUGCUCCUCUCAUGCAAAUACAGAGGAGAGCCCUGCGGCGCUCACAACUUCUCUUCUUUGGCAGCACAGCACUCGGUUGACAGCAGAGGUCAGGGGCUGCUGCUCCUGGAUGGGCCAGAGGAGGAUAAGCUGGCUGAAGCCAUCCUGAGACCAGAAGGAGACAGACUGCAAUCCCUUGCCUCUCAUCAUUUUAUCAGGCAAAGGAACAGCAUGAGCGACUCAGAGACACACACACAGAUAUUUGGUAGAGAAUUGAAACUGUCUUUAAGAAUCUAGCUUGUAGCUGACUUCACCGUCUGCUUAAAGGUGCAGUGUGUAGAAUUUAGUGGAAACGGAAAUAUAAUAUUCAUAAGUAUGUUUUUAUUAGUGUAUAAUCACCUGAAAAUAAGGAUUGUUGUGUUUUCGUUAGCUUGGAAUGAGCCUCUUCUACGGAGCCCGCCGUGGUGCACCGCCAUGUUUCUACAGUAGCCCAGAAUGGACAAACCACACACUGGUUCCUAGUGAGGACCUUUUGUGUGUUUUUCGCGAGUUUUGCGGCCACUGUAGGUUCUCCUACGCGCUUGGAAGAGGAGGUUGAGGGGAGGAGUUAUAAAUCCUACACACUGCACCUUUAAGACUUGAGGCUUUUAGCUUUAAAAAUCUCAUCUCAUUAAAAGUUUACAGCUCGCCUCCUUUUGAAGGGAAUUGUUUGUGUCGCCAAAACGCUGAGUGAACGGCAGGGCCGAUAAGCCCGAAUACCCCCAGACUGUUGAAUCAGCACUCUGAAACUAGGCGGAGUAAUCUUGACUUUUUAUACACUUUGGCUCAGAUUGUCAUAGCUGUUUCUCUUCUUCUAUUGUUUCAAUGAGAGUGUGUGCAAAGGCUGUCUCUGAGCAUGACUGUUAAGCCAUUAUCGGUCCUGUCAGGUCUUUUAUGUUUGCCCAGAGAACACAACCUGCAUGCCUCUGGGACAAAACCGCUGACUGCCACAGGCUCACAACCUCAACUUAAAAGCUUAUCACCCUCACACUUCAGGCAGGGAUUAUGCAAAUCAGAGACUCAGGUGAAGCAUUAAACACGCCUGGAGUUUUAAUGGAAUACUGUGUUUCAGACAGGGCAACCAACAUUAGCAUGUCUGCAGUGUGAACCGCAGUUUCCAUGAUUCCAAAAUACGCUUCUCGUCUCAUCUUCUCACCUUUUCACCAGUGUGUUAAUCAGGGCACCACUGAAGAAGAGUUUACAUUCUAAAAAUUACAUACAAACUAAACAUUGUGGGUUUAUAAGACUGAUUUUGAGCUUUUGGAGUAUCAGUAUUAUAUAUUAAAUGUGAGUGUUUUAUGCAAAAAACAAAGCUCAUCAUAUAGGGACAUAUUAUUUACAGAAAAUAUAGCAAAACAGUUCAAAUUAAUAGAUGUAAUGUGACAUUUUGAUAUACUUUUAUAGAGAAUAGUCAACCAUUUCUUUGGGUGGGAGAGUUUUGCUGAAGAAUGUUUGACUCAGUAUUUAAUAAAA
Molecule: messenger RNA, 4043 nt
Organism: Thunnus maccoyii (southern bluefin tuna)
Lineage: Eukaryota; Metazoa; Chordata; Actinopteri; Scombriformes; Scombridae
Product: acid-sensing ion channel 2-like
Exons: 2
Coding region: 1917-2828 (303 amino acids)
Biological process (GO): sodium ion transmembrane transport
Cellular component (GO): membrane
Molecular function (GO): ligand-gated sodium channel activity
Source: RefSeq, a predicted model, not a curated record